AUGGUUGAAGUUGAGAAAUACUAUCUUCCGCCUACUCGCCUCAUACCUAACUCUCCACAACCUCUACUUUAUUAUAAAGGACUCCUGGUUGACUCCUCCGAAUGUCGACCUGAAGCCAUCCACGAAACGCUCGAUAAAAACCACUGGGAAACACAGUGGAUAUUUCGGUACGGCUCAACUCAGCUAUCGCAUUAUCAUUCACGAAUCCAUGAAGCUAUGGUCGUGCUCUCUGGCAGGGCAACUAUUAGAUUCGGCGUCGCGGAUACGGAUCCUGACCUUGAUAAAAAUACCUGGGGUGGUGCGAAGGAAGAGGGUGGGAUCGAGGUGACGGCUAGCAUUGGAGAUGUUUUUAUAAUCCCUGCCGGCGUGGCUCAUAAGACAUAUAAUACUAGCCCCAGCGCAGAAUUCAGUCUAUUAUCACCAGGUGAUGGACACGGGAUACCCGGCCCCAAUGCUCGAGAGUCCUUAGCAAAUGUACGGCUUUCUGGGUUCACGAUGAUGGGAGCUUACCCUAAGAAUUGCGGCUACUGGGAUUUCUCUAUUGGGGGAGAGGACGUGAGGGACUUUGAGGCUUCGUGGAAUAUUCCAAAGCCCGGUAAAGAUCCCUUUUUAGGUGACUCACGGGAUGGGAUUGUUGGACAUUGGGACGCUGCUGGGAUUAUGAAAGGAGAGCAUCCACUACCAAGCUCUAAAAGAUCAGUUGAUAUGCAUUCUCAUGGGGAGAAGUCUCUCUAG
This is a messenger RNA of Daldinia childiae, 735 nucleotides long. RefSeq lists its product as uncharacterized. The record is from RefSeq and is a predicted model, not a curated record. The transcript has a single exon. NCBI's taxonomy places the organism in Eukaryota, Fungi, Ascomycota, Sordariomycetes, Xylariales, Hypoxylaceae. The coding region runs from base 1 to 735 and encodes 244 amino acids.